Messenger RNA from Aspergillus clavatus NRRL 1, 873 nucleotides. Its product is annotated as glycosyltransferase family protein. NCBI's taxonomy places the organism in Eukaryota, Fungi, Ascomycota, Eurotiomycetes, Eurotiales, Aspergillaceae. Gene Ontology annotation, biological process: dolichol-linked oligosaccharide biosynthetic process. Bases 1 to 873 code for a protein of 290 amino acids. The transcript has 2 exons. Gene Ontology annotation, cellular component: UDP-N-acetylglucosamine transferase complex. The record is from RefSeq and is a predicted model, not a curated record.
AUGACUUACUCAUUGUUUAACCUGCUCUUUCUUACUCUCCUACUCGGAGUCGCAAGCUGUGGUAUAGCAGUCCUUGUCCUGAUCCAUGCCCUGUCGGUGUCACAGAACAGUGAAAUCCCAAAGUGGCGGAAGAAAAAUAGCCCAACCCAUCUCCUCGCCGUUCUCGGCAGCGGUGGGCAUACCGCAGAAAUGUUCUCCAUGUUACGGCGCAUGAACCUCGACCCUUCGGUAUACACUCAUCGGACAUACGUCGUGAGCUCGGGUGACAAUUUCAGUGCGGAAAAGGCUGUGGAAUUUGAGACAAGCUGGCUGAAAGAGAACCAGGGAGCAUCAAUGUCUGUGAAUGGUCAUGGUGCUGCAGAGUCCUACUCGAUUGUCACAGUUCCUCGCGCGCGCCGUGUGCAUCAAUCAUACCUCACGGCUCCAUUCUCCACUGUUCAAUGCUUCUGGUCUUGCCUUCUUGUGCUGUGCGGCCGCCACGCUGAUCAGAAACUGGUUCCUUUGAGAUCAGCCACGCCGUAUCCGGAUGUUAUCCUCACGAACGGCCCAGCUACUGCGGUUUGUAUGGUUCUAGCUGCCAAAUUCUUGCGCCUAUGUCAUUAUCUGGAAACAUUCUUCUCUUCGAAGAACGGCCAUUACAUGGCUAGUUCAAAAGAGCAUUCAGUGAAUGCGGCAACAAACGCACAACAUGUUGACUUUCAACUCCGUACCAUUUACGUGGAAUCAUGGGCGCGGGUCAAAACGUUGAGUAUGUCAGGGAAGCUACUGCUAUCUUUGGCUGAUCGAUUCCUUGUACAAUGGCCUGCUCUAGCUGGAAAGCAGGCCUGGAAUGGUAUGAGGAAGACCGAAUAUGUGGGGGCGCUGGUGGAUUGA